This is a messenger RNA of Cyprinus carpio (common carp), 2048 nucleotides long. RefSeq names its product fibroblast growth factor 2. Gene Ontology annotation, molecular function: growth factor activity; fibroblast growth factor receptor binding. Gene Ontology annotation, cellular component: cytoplasm. Gene Ontology annotation, biological process: positive regulation of cell population proliferation; cell differentiation; positive regulation of protein phosphorylation. The record is from RefSeq and is a predicted model, not a curated record. Lineage: Eukaryota; Metazoa; Chordata; Actinopteri; Cypriniformes; Cyprinidae.
AGAGAGAGAGAGAGAGAGAGAGAGAGAGAAACCAUCUUCAGCGCAGAUCCGCUCUCUUUCUGCGGUCGGAGACACAGUGUCCUUCAGCUUGAAGAGUUUCUCCGCGCUGUAAUGAGGCUCCGUGGCUCCGCGGAGCGGCGGAGGGAGACGGGAGAGACGGGGGAGGAGGCGCGGGGAGGCCGCGGAGGGGCUCCGGAGACCGAGAUGGCGGCGGGAGGAAUCACCACGCUCCCCGCUUUACCGGAGGACGGCGCCAGCGGAGGCUUUCCUCCGGUGAACUUCAAGGAGCCCAAGCGGCUGUACUGCAAGAACGGCGGCUUCUUCCUCCGGAUCCAUCCCGACGGUCGAGUGGACGGCAUCCGCGAGAAGAGCGACCCACACAUUCGGCUGCAGCUCCAGGCCACGGCCGUCGGUGAAGUGGUGAUCAAAGGGAUCUGCGCGAACCGUUACCUCGCCAUGAGCGCGGACGGACGACUGUUUGGAACGAGGAGAACAACAGAUGAAUGUUAUUUCCUGGAGAACCUGGAGUCGAAUAACUACAACACGUACCGAUCCCGGAAGUACCCCGACUGGUACGUGGCUCUGACGAGAACAGGCCAGUAUAAAUCGGGUUCGAAGACCAGCCCGGGCCAGAAGGCCAUCCUGUUUCUGCCCAUGUCAGCCAAGUGCUGAAGGAGAGAUGCUGUCAAACACAGAGCGAGAGCGACAGACCACUGACCACUGACUAACCAACCUUACGCCACGAUGAGCUCAUCCCGUCCGGAAAAAACGCUUCUAUCUAGGAACGCUUCCCAAACAGAUGCACUUGGAGAGCAUUACAGGGUUUAUUUGUUCGUGUUCAGUCAGAGAUACCAGCAAUAUCCUCAGAAGAGACUCCAAAUCCCUCCAGUACCAGCUCAGAUCCAACUUUCCUAAAUACUUUCUGAUUUCACUAUAUUCCCUCGAGCAAGGGCAGUAGGGUUGGUUCGGAGAGUUCACUGAUCUGCACUAAACCUGCACUGUUUCUCGCAGGAAUGUUUUUCGUUUGGCUACAAAAUGUGAGUUUACUUUAAUGCUGCUCCUUUAUGCAAAAAGCUCGUAUACGCAAUAUUUCUAUACUGUAAUUUAGAGAAAGAAAGGGAUUUGCUUUAAUGAAGGGAUUCAUAGUACAUCAUGAAUGUUUUUCGUAAAACUUUAUUCAUUGCUGCCUAAGAUUAACAGUAACAGUCUUUUUUUUUUUUUUUUUUUGAGGUAAUUUUGAGAAAUCAGAAACUGAAGAGUUUCUUUGAUUAAAAACUCAAAACCUCCAGGCAGAUUAUGUGAGGUAGCGUAUUAUAAAGUUCAGAAACUAAAACUGGUCCAUCUGCAACACACUCUUGGAAAUACAGGCUCUUCAGAGUUUUUAAAAAUACUCCAUUCAUUAUAGAACCUAAAAAAAAUUCUAAUGUGAAUCUCAUGAAGAAGUUAUGCAUAAAAUAAAGAAAAUUAUGAUAAUUUUUCAUAGUCAGGUUUUUCUUCUUAGCGUCAUUUAGAGAAAUGUCCAAUAAUUACAAAUACAUAUAUAUAUAUCAUUUUAUAUAAUGUAUUUUUUAUUAGAUUUUUUUGCAUGUCACAGUAAGUAACUUAUGCAAAAACUAGGCUUCAUUUUCAUUAUUCAAAACAUUUUGGUUUUGAUUUUUAGGUAAAAUAAGACCCAAAUAUUUCUAAGAUAUGUAUUUUAAAGAUAGUCUUCAUGAGAUUUAAAGCAUUUUCAGUUCUAAAUGUGACCUUUAUUUUGAAGAGUGCAUUGCAAAAAAAAACAAAAAAAGUAUUUUUGCCUUAUUUUCAAGUACAAAUACAGUAUCUGUAUUAUUUUUGUUGUUGUUUUUUAAUGGGUACAAUUUUUUUUUUUUUUUUUUAAUCAGGACACAUUGAGAGAUGCAGAAUAACCUUAAAUAUUAGGUUUUGUUUUCUGAAAAAAAUAUCAAAGUCAAGAGAGUUUGCUUAAAAAACAUUAAUUAUAAUAAAUAAUAAUAAUAAUGAAAAAAUCUUGUUUUUUCCCUUUUAAUAAAGUUUAUUUUUCUGACCCC